AUGCGGGGACUGAUGGGCAGCAGCUGGAGGACGUUUGGCCACGCUGGCAGGGGGACAUACGAGUGGUUAACCAGUGAGCCGAGCCUACCUCUUCCGGAAACCGAGCUGCAGGGCGUCCAGAAGAUAAGUUCCAUCAAAGAAGAUGUAGAGCCCUUCCUGUGCAUCCUUCUUCCAGCCACCGUCCUGCUCUUCCUGGCCUUUCUGCUACUUUUCCUCUAUCACCACUGCCAGGCCUCUCGGCCGCAGGGGCAGGUGUCCAGCCUCGACCUCCCAGAGCACCCGCCUGUGGGAGAGGUGACAGACUUCCUGCCAGGCUUACCCUGCAGCAGCGAGCAGACCGUUCCUUACUCCCCACUGCCCAGGGAGGCUGCCCUCCUCUCGUGUUCACCUCCCUCCUAUGAAGAGGCCACCAGGAAUGCCCCUGGGGAAGAGGCUGGAUGCAGACCUUCAGUAUAA
Molecule: messenger RNA, 456 nt
Organism: Hippopotamus amphibius kiboko
Lineage: Eukaryota; Metazoa; Chordata; Mammalia; Artiodactyla; Hippopotamidae
Gene: SMIM28
Product: small integral membrane protein 28
Source: RefSeq, a predicted model, not a curated record